This is a messenger RNA of Marmota monax (woodchuck), 1201 nucleotides long. RefSeq names its product T-cell surface glycoprotein CD1a-like. Gene Ontology annotation, molecular function: lipopeptide binding; exogenous lipid antigen binding; endogenous lipid antigen binding. The annotation marks the transcript as partial. The record is from RefSeq and is a predicted model, not a curated record. Gene Ontology annotation, cellular component: external side of plasma membrane. The transcript has 4 exons. Lineage: Eukaryota; Metazoa; Chordata; Mammalia; Rodentia; Sciuridae. Gene Ontology annotation, biological process: antigen processing and presentation, exogenous lipid antigen via MHC class Ib; immune response; antigen processing and presentation, endogenous lipid antigen via MHC class Ib.
UCUCCAUUUUCUUUCUUUUCUCCUCUAAUUCAUGACUCUUCUUCCCCAGAUCCCUUUGAUGUACAGAUGGCAGCAGGCUGUGAUCUUCACUCUGGGAAGGACUUCAUAAACUUUCUGCAUGUAGCUAUUGGAGGGUAUGAUUUCCUGAGUUUCCAGAAUGAAACAUGGUCACCAUCUCCAAACAGUGGAAGAAAGGCCCAGAAAGCCUGCAAACUGCUCAAUCUGGACCAAGACAACACAUAUAGGUUACAUAGGAUCCUCAGUGACACCUGCCCACGUUUCACCUUGGGUCUUCUAGAUGCAGGGAAGGCUCAUCUCCAGCGACAAGUGAAGCCUGAGGCCUGGCUGUCCAGUGGCCCCAGCCCUGGACCUGGCCGUCUCCUGCUGGUGUGCCAUGUGUCUGGAUUCUACCCAAAGCCCAUGUGGGUGAUGUGGAUGCGAGGGGAGCAGGAGCAGCAGGGCACUCAGAGAGGUGACUUCCUGCUCAAUGCAGAUGGGACGUGGUAUCUCCGAGCAACCCUGGAUGUGGCAGCUGGGGAGGCGGCUGGCCUGGCCUGCAGGGUGAAGCACAGCAGCCUAGGAGGGCAGGACCUCGUCCUCUACUGGGCACCUCAAAAAUCUCUGGGUUGGAUCUUCUUGGCUGUGAUAGUGGCCCUGGCUCUUCUGACAGGUCUUGGAUUUUGGUUUAUGAAACACUGGACACACUGUGAAGCUCCCUGCAGUGCUCUCCCUUUGAAAUGAGGACCCAGCUACCCAGGUGCCCAGUGUACCCAUGAACACUGCAUGAUGAUAUUAUCACUUCAACUCUCCUUGUUAAAACUUUGCCAUUCAUUUCUGCUCCAUUACCAAUAUAUGCUCAAUGUAAUCUUGCAGGAUUUGUUGUUCUGACCUGGUUUCUGUGGGUUUAACUCUGAAUGGAACAGGAUGUUAGCAGUGUCAGCCUGGUUAGAUAAAAUGGAUCAUCAAUGCAUUUCAGAUGUCACAUCCUCCAGGUGGGAAGCAAUCUCUCCUCCAUCGGUGCAUCCCCACAUUUCAACUGCGCCCCUCACUGUCUAGCAUCUGUGGCAGGUGUGUAGGUUCAUUUCUUUUAAGUUUUUAGAAGUCUAAGAGCAAAGCAUGUGCUUUUUUGAGUAUCUGUAUCCCUGGUAAAGUGUCUGGCCUGCAUGUAACAUGUUCUCAAUAAAAACCUGUAUGGAAUUUA